AUGAACAAACCGCGAAAAUUUAUUAUUGAUGUGGAAGAAACAAAGCGACUUCUAUUGGAACAAGAAGAUACCGAUGGUGAUUGUCAAAUAACCAUACAUGAUUCUGGUCCAAAAACUAUAACUCUUGGUACUGCAGACUCUGAUGGUCAUCGAAAAUUUGAAAUUCGUGGUACUUAUCAAUUAAGUAACCUUUUGCAAGAAUUGGCUCUUGCUGCGAGUCAUGGUAGAAAACAUGUAGUCUUGGAUGAAGCUAGAUUAAAUGAGAAUCCUGUUGAUCGUUUAUCUC
Molecule: messenger RNA, 286 nt
Organism: Racocetra persica
Lineage: Eukaryota; Fungi; Glomeromycota; Glomeromycetes; Diversisporales; Gigasporaceae
Source: the annotation of a GenBank genome assembly